AAUGGAGGUACUUGGAAAAUCUAUGGUAGCAGUGCCUACAAAUGUUAUAUAUCUGUCAACUAUUCUUGGCCAAGAUGGCCCAAACCCUGUUCACAAGUGUGAUUGGAAAUGUGGAAAUGAAAAUGUCUGUGGGAACAUGUACCGCUGCCGUCUAACUGGGCUGACACACAUUUGUGACAAAAACUGUAACCAGCGAAUAUUAUAUGAUAACCAUAACUCUCUUUGCAGAGUUAGCAGACAGAUUUUCCCUUUAACACAAGUUGAAAUGCAGGCUGUGAAAGGUGUACGGAGGAAGUUUGAUGCUGAUAGUUCCCCUUCUGAUAGCUGCGCCUUUAAGCGCAGAAGGGAUGCACAUUUCCAUCCAUCACCAUUUGAAAGAUCUUUCACUGCUGUUAGUCCCAUUUGCAGUCAAGUUGGAGAGGGCAUGGACUUGAACUAGAUAUAAUAAAUUUCCAUCCUUUCGUCUGUUUAAUUUUACUGUCUUUUCGGACUGGAUUAGGAACAAUUUCAUAAUUUCCAUGGCAGACUAGAUUGUCUUGCCACUUUGUAGGACUUAUAUUCUACAUUCCUAUGGACUGUAGCUCUUUUAUAACUGUUUAGGAGUAACAAUAUUAUGUCUGCAAACGCUGAUAUGCGCCUGAGUUGAUGUCACGUGAAGUCUUUAACUAUAUAUAGUGCAGUAUUUGGU
This is a messenger RNA of Solanum dulcamara, 688 nucleotides long. RefSeq lists its product as uncharacterized. Lineage: Eukaryota; Viridiplantae; Streptophyta; Magnoliopsida; Solanales; Solanaceae. The coding region runs from base 2 to 439 and encodes 145 amino acids. The transcript has a single exon. The record is from RefSeq and is a predicted model, not a curated record.